CACAUCAAAGGAAGGCUUGACUGUAAGAAUUCACUCGCUCAGGCUGAGAUGUCUACCACACAUAUGCGCCACUAUGCGGCAGAUCAUUGAUCCAAAUACCUCUUACUUUCUCGACUGUAUCAUCUGCCUUGCGCCUGAAUAACCCUAGUCAACUUUAUCUUUCCUAUUCGCCAAAGUCGACUCUGUAAGUACCGUCCACAGUUGGUACCGUAGCGGGAGUGGAUGUAUACUCUCCUCUACCUAGAAGACCCGAUAACCCCACCUGGUUAUUCAACUCCGAAAUCCUGCAGGGGUCUCCUUUUCGUUCCGAGGGAAAACAUUCGCAGCUUGUACUACCUACUGGUCCCUUGGGUCUCGAUUCCUAGUGAGAUCGAGUCGGGAAAAGUUCGUUCGGCUACCUCCUUCUCUAUGCCUUUGCCUCGCUACAAGCGCUUCAAGUACGGACAACACAGCUCAACCGCAUUGUGGGUUGAUUCGGGCCGAGCCGCACGAGUUAUAUUGAAUAAGAGUACACGUCGGCCAUUCUGGCACCGCUCGUUCAACCCAGGUUAUCAAUACAGCCUCUUUAGUCGUCUUCGCCAUCCAACCGAGCAAAUGCGAGGCGACAUACCCUUGGCACCAUGCCACUGCCGGUCAUUCAAAGUGAGAUGGAAGAAAAAUCCUAAGGGCGUCGGGGAGUAUCUACCUCUACAGCACUCCGAUGAGAACCUGUGAUAGAGGAUGUUGUGACUCCGAACUCGAUCGACACUCGUU
This is a messenger RNA of Aspergillus novofumigatus IBT 16806, 753 nucleotides long. RefSeq lists its product as uncharacterized. Lineage: Eukaryota; Fungi; Ascomycota; Eurotiomycetes; Eurotiales; Aspergillaceae. The record is from RefSeq and is a predicted model, not a curated record. The coding region runs from base 223 to 714 and encodes 163 amino acids. The transcript has 3 exons.